AUGGCCUCCACCGCUGCCGGAGGAGGUGCGGCGCGCGGUGGCUUGAACCCUCCGCACCCGAACCCUAGCGGCGAUGGCGGCCCUAAGCUCCGGUCGCCGCCGGGGAAAGGGAAUAAGCCCGUUGCCCUCGCCGACAUCACCAACACUGGGAAGCCCAACGCCGCCAGAUCCAUCACCGCCCAAGACCUCGUCAAGGAGAACGGCAAGUUGAUGACUCUGCUCAACGAGAAGACGAAGAUAAUUGACCUCAGCAGGGUUGAGAUAUACAAGCUCCGUCUUGCGCUGCAAGCAUCGAAACAACAGAAUCUACACCUUGCGCAAAACAAUUCGCAGAUGCUUGCGGAAAUAAAUGCGGGGAAAGAUCGAAUUAAGAUAUUGCAGCACGAGCUUUCUUGUACAACAGCACUGCUUAAAGUAAAGGGUUCAGAGCUUGAUAGAAAUAAAAACGCUGCCAAAGGACAGCGAAAGGGAGUGAAAGCUCAGGUCUUGAAAGGCACAGCUUCCAUAGUCGCAGGAGUUGACUCGGUAACCAGUGGUGUUGAACACCAUUUGGUUGAAUCUCAAUCUGCCGUAUCAUCAAAUACCGUCUGCCUAGAGCCACCACAAGAUGGAAAACAGAAGAGAAUGCCUCAACGGAGAAGGUCUUCGAGACUGAACCAAGGUUCCUGUGAGAUUGGCGGAGUAUCUCAGAAUACAUUGCAUGAGGACACUGUAGCGCCUCUAGCUCCUUCCACUUUAAGUGUUCAAAAACAGUAUGGGCAAACCACUGGAAAACAUAUGGAGAAGUCACUGCAAAAUGAGUGCAGUGCAACAGUGCAUGAUAUGGUAAUGGCUUCAGAAUUCGAGGAAACUGAGAUAAAUGAGCAACCACAAAAAACAAAUUUGAAGGAGAUACAGGAAGCAUGUUCCAGGGAAGCUGGAGUUCAGUCUCAUAAAAUUGGUGAUAAGGCCUUCAAUAGUAAACAAAACCAUUUGACAGGAAGUGAAUCAUCUUUGUCAUUCAAUACCGUUGACCCCCCCGAGCCACCAGAAGACAACGCUAUGAAGCGGUGCUCAAAAAAACGGUCGGCCAUAGAGGAUGUAAAUGCCAAACUAGACACGACUACCCGUGAGCCAUUGCACCACGAAGAAAAGAGAAAAUCUCAAAGGAGAAAAUCUGCAAGACUGAAUUCAGUAUCUUCUGAGGACACGGAUAUCACUGUUGAGACUGAGCACAAAGAUGUAGCUUCUUUGGCCGGUUCCAGUUCAAAUGCCUCGAUGGAGCAGAGGACAAAUCAAGAGCAGAAUGAUGGUUGGUCCUCGAGGAAAUCUAAUGUAGAGCAGAUAUCAGGGAGGAGGUCUCUAAGGCGAGCUGCUGAAAAGGUUGUCUCAUACAAGGAGGUACCCUUGAAUGUUAAGAUGCGGCGACCUUAA
Molecule: messenger RNA, 1413 nt
Organism: Miscanthus lutarioriparius
Lineage: Eukaryota; Viridiplantae; Streptophyta; Magnoliopsida; Poales; Poaceae
Source: the annotation of a GenBank genome assembly